AUGACCACCGCGCAGCCCAUCGCGUUCUCCUCCAAUGAGCCCCAGGACUUCCCCAUGGGCUCCGGCUCCUUCACCGGUCAGAUCGGCCAUUUGCAGCCCUCGCCAUACACCCGCCAUUUCAUGGGCUCCCCAAUGUCCUUCCGCUCAGGCUCCUUUGGCAGCCGCUUCUACCCCGGCAUGUCCCCCGGCCAGCUCCUUGGCCCAUUAGACCCCAACGACAUCAAGCUCGGCAAGAUGUCGUCUUCAAUCGAGAGCGACGGUGGCUCGAUCGUCAACGCGCUAGCCAUGCUCGAGCGUCAGGACGAGCUCUGCCGCGACUACACCUGCUGCGGCCUCCAUCUCACCGACCUCCACGCCCUCGUCGACCACUUCGAAGAGUGCCAUGUCGUCGUCCUCGACCCGUACGCACCUCAGCAGCCCCUGCCCCAGACUCUUCCCACCUCCUCUGCCCCCAAUUCUGCCGUCUCCUACUUCCCCAACAACAGCUCGAGCGUCCCCUCCCAACAGUCGUCCCGCCUGCAGUCCCAGCAGCACAUAUCCUACCAAGGAUUCGACCCGGACGAUAUGGAGCUUGACCUCGAUCAGAACCCGAGCGCCCCGUCCUCCGGAGCGCCCUCUCCUCCCGACACCCCCAUCUCCACCCCGCUCUCGGGUUAUCCCUCCCCCACUUCCUACUCCGGCGCACCUUCUCCACACGGCAGCCAGCCCCCCUCUCCCAUCUCCGCCUUCGAGACCACCACCGUCCUCCCGCCCCGCGGACAUCACAGCAGCGCCCUCGGCGGCUUCCGCUCGAGCGUCGCGUCCGGCGCCGCCGGCAACCCGCCUCGCACCGAGGACGCGUUCAACUCGUACUCGGGGUACUCGGACUACUCCAAUCUCCUUCCCGGCACGACGCCCAUGGCGACGGGCCCGAACGCGCUCUACAUGCAGCAGCAGGGCAUGACGCUCGGCUCCAUGAACGGCCAGCAGAACGGCCAGGCGUGCGCGCCCACGGCGCUCAUCCUCAGCACGAGCCAGGGCAACACCCCCGACAGCACCCCCGCCUCCUCUCGCGUCGCCUCACCGAGCCCCGGCCAGUCCGGCUACCGCGCUGUCGCGCCCAACGCGCACGCGUCGUCCUCUUCGAGCACCGCAGCCGCGUCGACAUCUGGCGCUGGCAGCAGCUCCACGGCGCGCGCGUCGACCACGCUGUCGCGCCCCGCGACGUCGCUCCUGCUCUCGAAGCCGUUCAAGUGCCCGAAGCCGAACUGCAACAAGUCGUACAAGCAGGCGAACGGCCUCAAGUACCACAUGACGCACGGCUCGUGCAACUUCGCGCCGCCGAAGGACCUCGAGCACCUCCAGGAGCUGCUCGCGAGCAAGCGCAGCGAGAAGGCCAAGGCCGCGGGCGAGAGUGGCGUCGCCGAGGGCGAGGUCACGCUCAGCGAGUCCGAGCUCCGCGAGGUCGAGAAGGAGGCCGAGCGCCGGCUCCGGCCGUACGCGUGCGGCGUCGGCGAGUGCCAGCGGCGGUACAAGAACAUGAACGGCCUCCGGUACCACUAUCAGCAUUCGGGCGACCACGGCGCGAUCGGCCUCGCCCUGCUGGCGUCCGGCCAGCACGAGUGUCUGCAGCACAACAAGUCGCGCCACGCCACGCCCGGCCACUCGCACUCUCACUCGCACUCGCACUCGGCGUCGGUGCCCCGCACGCCGACCUCCCCCGCGGGCACGACGACCUUCGGCCAGCAGCAGGCCCAGGCGUUCGCACAGCCGCCGGCGUACACGACCCCCGCCGCGACUGCGUCAAAUCCGCCCCCGUACGCGUACUCGUACGCCCAGCAGCAGCAGCAGCAGAGCCAGUCACAGUUCACCGCCGCCGCCGCCGCGCCUCAGACGCAGCUGGCGCUCGCGUCACAGCCGCAGUACUCGACGGGCAUGCAGCAGCAAUGA
Molecule: messenger RNA, 1929 nt
Organism: Epithele typhae
Lineage: Eukaryota; Fungi; Basidiomycota; Agaricomycetes; Polyporales; Epitheliaceae
Exons: 4
Coding region: 1-1929 (642 amino acids)
Cellular component (GO): nucleus
Source: RefSeq, a predicted model, not a curated record